Messenger RNA from Cheilinus undulatus (humphead wrasse), 1955 nucleotides. It is a transcript of the gene pstpip2, whose product is annotated as proline-serine-threonine phosphatase interacting protein 2. Gene Ontology annotation, biological process: actin filament polymerization. Gene Ontology annotation, molecular function: actin filament binding. Gene Ontology annotation, cellular component: plasma membrane; actin filament; cytoplasm. The coding region runs from base 72 to 1079 and encodes 335 amino acids. Lineage: Eukaryota; Metazoa; Chordata; Actinopteri; Labriformes; Labridae. The record is from RefSeq and is a predicted model, not a curated record. The transcript has 14 exons.
GUCAAUUUCAGUCAUUGUCAGUCAGCCGACAGACCUGGUUAACAUUGUUUACUUCAACAUUGACUAUAGCUAUGAAAAAUCUUCACUUCAAGGAUUUCUUCUGGAACUGUGACCUGACCAGCACUGGUGGCUAUGAUGCUAUCAUUCAGUAUCUCAAUGAUGGCAGGAGGACGUGCAAGGAGGUGGAGGAAUUCAUGAAAGCAAGGGCAUCAAUCGAAGAGAAGUACGCCAAAGAUCUCCUUGGUUUGUCCAAGAAGGUGUGUGGACACAAUGAGAUGAACACAUUAAAAAGAUCCCUCGAUGUGUUCAAAUUACAGACUGAACAUGUAGGUCUGUCACAUCUACAGCUGGCCCAGGGCAUGAGGGACGAGACCAAGAAGCUGGAAGACUUCAGAGAAAAACAAAAAGAAGCAAGGAAAAGGCUUGAACAACAGAUGGAUGCGAUCCACAAGCAGAAGUCCUCACAGUUCAAGAAGACGAUGGAUACUAAGAAGACUUACGAGCAGAAGUGCCGAGAUAAAGAAGAAGCAGAUCAGAAUGUGAACCGAAACGCCAACAAUGCCAAGCAUGUAGAGAAGCUCUAUGCUAAAGCACAGCAAGCAAAACAGAAUGCAGAUGAAGCAGACAGGUUAUACCAACAGAGUGUGACGACGCUGGGAAAGAUUAGAGAUGAAUGGCUGAAGGAACAUGUCAAAACCUGUGAGAUGUUUGAAAAACAGGCAACAGAGCGAAUUAACUUUGUGAGGAACACAGUGUGGACUCAUCUCAACCAGCUUUCUCAGCAGUGUGUGGCCAAUGAUGAGAUGUACGAGGAAGUGAGAAAGUCUCUGGAACAGUCUGAUGUCCAGGCAGAUAUUGAACACUUUGUUAACCUCAGGCGGACUGGUGACAGACCACCAGCUCCAAUUGUGUAUGAAAACUUCUACAGUGGUCAGAGAUCACCAACUGGAGCUCCACCCACUAGAAUGCCUCCACCUGUCACCAGGAGGGGGCCAUUACCAGAUCCAGCCAACAACAGCAGGGAUACCACUAUCUACUCAACAGUGCAGGAUGCUGGAUACAGUGUCAUCCAAUACUAACACAAGGCACAGAUCAGCUGGAGCAGAUAUUGUGUUCUCUGUGCAGCGCCGGAGCUUUGUAAUGGACUUAAAGGUCACACAAGCCUCUUUACUUCCUCGUUUGUAAUUUCCUGUAAAGAUAGCAGAUGGAAAUGAGAGUAAUAAAUGUGUGCAUGUGUAUUUUAAGUUUAGGUUUGGGUGGUGUUUAAAGAGAUCAUGGUUCUAUAAACAGAAAGUUUGUCACCAUUUGUUCCUCAGGUGUAUUUUUAAAAUCCAGCAAUAAUUAAAUCCGAACAGAUGCUGAGUAUUUUUAUGUAAAUUGCAUUCUUUUAAUUCAAAACUAAAACUAAGAAACAUAAAGACGUGAAAGCAUUACGACAACUUCUAGGUAACUUAACAAUGGUUUUUUUAGGUAUCUUUGUUUAGCAGAUAUUUGAAUUCACAUAACGGUAUUCACUGUAUGCUGUGAAAUGCAUAUUCUUUUACUUAAGUGCUUCCUCAUCUUCACCUCUGUAUUUAAAUGUAGACAUGCCUUUGUAACAUUUCUAAUAGAGAUUUUAAACAAUACAUUGUUGUCAUCUGCAUACAAUUUCAUUUCCUCUUGAAUGUGAGAAAUAAUGUGUCAGCUAACAGGGAUCUUGUGGUUGAACGUGACAGCUCAGGCACAUUACUCACUUUUCCUGUCCCUGUUAAAGUGCUGUCUGUUGUUCUACAACCUGCAUCCUCAGUUUUUUUUUUUUUUUUGCAUGUAUUUUUAAAGAUGGUAAGAAAGCUCAGGUUAAAUAGGGUUGUGAACCCUAGACUUAUUUGUGAUCAUGUCUUAGAUUUUUGUGUACCCGAGAACUACUGUUGAAACUUGCACUUUGUAUAGCUUCAUUGUUAUGAGGACGAUACUUC